CCGGACCUCAGGCUGUUUUCCCUCCUUUACAACGAAACGACCAGCUGUCGUCGUCGUCGCUGUCGUCUGGCCAGAGCGACGCCGCCGCCCGUCAUCGUCGCAGGCACAUAUUCGUCUUCCCAUCCAACCUCGUGCAUCUGCAACUCUUUUGCGACCUCCCGAUCUUGCGUCCCCUCAGUCCGUCCUCGAGCCGCCGCCGACCCGAGUCUGAGCCGAGCAAGAGCGCACGGCGCCUCCGUCACCAACGCGCGCGCGCGCGCUAUUAACCGCCCCAAAUCACGACCGACGAACCACGCCCAGCGUGUUGCGCGACGAACAGAAACGACGAAGAGCAACAGCGCCCACAGGUGCAAAGACCGGCGGAAACCCCACUCCCACAAGGAACGACUACUAUCCGAAAACAACACCUUCACCACCAACCACUACCACUACCAACAGCAACAGUAACAGCAAGAAAGACACGUUGCGAGCGCAAGCGCAAAAAGAAAGCGAGGGAAAAAAAUAUAUAUAAAAUACGCAAAAGAGGGCCAAGCCAACCCGCAGCAACACAGCCGUCAUGGCGUCCUCCUUCGUUACCGACCUGUGGGAGUCCAUCUUCACCCCAGGCCCCACGCCGCCCCUCCUCCGCGCCGCAAACGCCUCCUUCGCCGCGCUGCAGCUCGUCCUCGCCGCCAUGCUCUACGCCACCGGCAGCCUGCACUGCGUCGUCCUGUCCGUCCUCUGCGCGGGCCUCUGGUGGGCCGUCAACUGGUUCGCCGCGGAGCUGGCCGUCGUGCAGCGCGAGCAGAAGCGCCGCCAGGACGACGAGGGGGAGAAAAAGGAGAAGAAGAAGGACGGCGACAAGGAUAAGAGGUGGCGCGGCGGCGGCGGCGGCAGCAACGACGACAGGACGGACAGGAAGAGGGACGCCGGCGCCGGCGGCGUGGACGAUAGCAGCGACACAGAGGUCGAGACGGGGAGGGCGCGCACGAGGGGCGGCACCAAGGCUGCCGCCAGUGCCGCCGCCGCAAGCCCCAGGAGGGAUCAGCAGACGAGCGCGGAGCUCAGGCAGAGGGUCCCGGCCCCCGUGGCGGGCGGCGUGUCGCCCUCGGGGACGCAGUCGAGCGCGAGCACCGAGGAUGAGUGGGAGAAGGUGUCUGGGAGCGAGCGCGAGGGCAAGAGCCAGGAUGAAUAAAGUAGAGUACAGUAUGUAUAUAGAGCAAGGAGAGGUCGGCGCGCAGAACUAAGCUACCGUCAAGGCCAAGUCGUUUGGAGAUGCACGCGGAAAACAGAGGCGCGGAGAUACCCCUGAAUGCUUGGAGCGCGUACCUGCGUCGAAGCGUGGGAGCACACGUGGGUGCCGCAUCUGCACAUGGCUGUCACAGGCGCGAGUUCAGUAGUGCCCGAUAUCAGACCGUGAUCAUCAAGAG
Messenger RNA from Purpureocillium takamizusanense, 1409 nucleotides. RefSeq names its product SMK killer toxin resistance protein (gene PKR1). NCBI's taxonomy places the organism in Eukaryota, Fungi, Ascomycota, Sordariomycetes, Hypocreales, Ophiocordycipitaceae. The transcript has a single exon. Gene Ontology annotation, biological process: vacuolar proton-transporting V-type ATPase complex assembly. The record is from RefSeq and is a predicted model, not a curated record. Gene Ontology annotation, cellular component: endoplasmic reticulum membrane. Bases 557 to 1174 code for a protein of 205 amino acids.